Molecule: messenger RNA, 3826 nt
Organism: Dreissena polymorpha
Lineage: Eukaryota; Metazoa; Mollusca; Bivalvia; Myida; Dreissenidae
Product: E3 UFM1-protein ligase 1 homolog
Exons: 22
Coding region: 137-3187 (1016 amino acids)
Biological process (GO): protein K69-linked ufmylation; response to endoplasmic reticulum stress; regulation of proteasomal ubiquitin-dependent protein catabolic process
Cellular component (GO): endoplasmic reticulum membrane
Molecular function (GO): UFM1 ligase activity
Source: RefSeq, a predicted model, not a curated record
AUACCAACAUGGCGACUUGGGAUGACAUUUUGAAGUUGCAAGCAGAUUUGAAGCAAGCACAUGAAUCGACGACAAAACUUAAACAGGUGUUUACGGUGGCAGCCCAGCAUUGCGGUGAUCACGGGUGUUCCAAUUAAUGAUAGCGUGCAAUCGCGGCGAUUUCGGGUGUUCGCCGAACACGGUGGUCAGUAGCGUGUCCGUCCCCUCGAAACGUCACCCAACUGGAAAAGUGAACACUGCGGACCGGCGUUUUUGUUUAAGUACAAGACUGUCUGAGAGGAACGUGAUAGAGAUAGUGGCAGGGCUGAUAGAGCGAGGCUUGCUGGAAGUGAUCUACACAGUAGACGGGAAGGAGUACAUCACACCACAGGAGCUCAAGAAGGAGAUCAAGGAAGAACUGCUCGUUCAUGGAGGCCGUAUCAACCUGGUGGAGUUGUCGCAGGUGUUGAAUGUUGACUUCAGCCAUGUUGAGGGCAAGGCCACGGAGGUAGUCUACCAGGACAGCAGCCUCUCUCUGGUACUGGGGCAGCUCAUACACAGGAGCUACUUGGACCGGUUAGCCGAGGAGGUAAAUGACACGCUGCAGGACAAAGGUCAUGUGACCAUCCCUGACCUCACCAAGCAGUAUGACCUGCCUGCCGAGUUCAUUGCCAAGAACCUGCUGUCCCGGCUGGGAACUAUUGUAAAGGGACAGGUAGACAGCUAUGACAAGAACGUGAUCUUUACUGACGCCUUCAUAGCCCGCAUGAGAGCACAGAUACGAGGGGCCUUCAGUGCCAUCACCAGACCAAUUCAGAUAGGAACCCUGCUGCAUCAGUACAGAUUUCAGGAGAGAAUGUUUUAUUCGAUAGUUGAGGACCUGGUGAAGGCAGGUAGACUAGCGGGCAGUCUGUCAGGGGGCCGGCAAGACAAGGCCACGUAUAUACCCCACAUCUACACCAAGUCACAGAACAACUGGGUAGAUAGCUUCUACAAGCAGAAUGGAUAUCUAGAAUAUGAUGCUAUGAAGCGACAAGGAAUAUCCGAUCCGAAGGACUUCAUUCGCAAGCGUUUCCCGGGUGAGCCUAUUGUGUACUUGAGCACGUGUUGUGUGGGGCGUGGUAUACAGGACGGGGUGGAGACCGCAGUGGAGGAGGCCCUGGAGACCGGCACCUGGGUCGAUAUCAAGCCAAUCCUGCCGUCCAUUCUGUCUGCCCAAGAUGCCAGCUCACUCCUGACAGGUUGCCUGAGGAAGCACCCUGGGGCGCUGGUCUGCUGUGAUACCAUCGUGGCCAGUGAGAAACUCAUCUCCCAAUGCUCCAAACCCUUCCCAGACCUCAUGGCCCAGAAGGCAGAGAAGGACGCCAAGAGCCACCCUGUGUUCAAGAUCGGUGCUGACGGUGGUGGCGAGACUCGCUCAAAGGAAACCAAGGACACCGGGGGAGGUAAAUCUGGCCAGACCAAAGAUGACAGGAAGGACCAGCGCAGACAGAAGGCUGUUGCCGGCAGUGGCAGCACUAAGACAUUGACUGGGACCCAGGGUCGUGAAAUCAAGACCAAGUCCUUGAAGAAGAAGGGUCACAAGAGUCGCGAUGACCUGGGGUCAGACGAGGAGGUGACGACCUCUAAGCCCAAGUCAAGGUCACAGGAGAUAGAGUUCAUGACCUUGGAGGAGAUUGAGGGUGUACUCAGGAAGGAGGAGUCACUGAAGGAAUGCCCCGAGGAACUUGUGGCAGAAAUAGCUCAGCAGCUGCUCAGGCCGCUGACAAAGCAGUACCAGGAGGUGGCCCACUCCGUGUUCCUGCAGUCUACAGGCACGGCUGCCUCACGCAAGAAGACUCACGGACAGCUACAGGACAGACUCACGGCUCUCUGGACCAACGCUAGACUCUUUGAGAAGGGACUCAAACUCAUGCCAGAGGACGUUCAGGAGCAGCUAGUGAGACACCUGCUGAGGACUGUGUGCACAGACAUCACCAACCUGGUCCUGAACGCCGUGGCAACAGAUCACAUGCAUUCCGUUGAGGACGAGACCCUCUUCACAACCGAGCAACAGAUUACAUGCAUUCUGUGGAGGACGAGACCCACUUCACGACUGAAUUAUGUUCAUAGCAACAGAUUACAUUCAUUCUGUGGAGGACAAGACCCACUUCACAACCAAGGUAUGUUCAUAGCAACAGAUCACAUGCAUUCUGUGGAGGACGAGACCCACUUCACCAGUGAGCAACAGAUCACAUGCAUCCUGUGGAGGACAAGACCCACUUCACAACUGAGUUAUGUUCAUAGCAACAGAUCACAUGCAUUCUGUGGAGGACAAGACCGACUUCACAACCGAGGUAUGUUCAUAGCAACAGAUCACAUGCAUUCUGUGGAGGACAAGACACACUUCACAACUGAGCAACAGAUCACAUGCAUUCUGUGGAGGACGAGACCCACUUCACAACCGAGGUAUGUUCAUAGCAACAGAUCACAUGCAUUCUGUGGAGGACGAGACCCACUUCACCACCGAGGUAUGUCCAUAGCAACAGAUCACAUGAAUUCUGUGGAGGACGAGACCCACUUCACAACUGAGAGUCGACUUAAACUGAUCCCAAAGCUGCCAGAGCCAUUACAGACUAUCAUGGGAAAACUGAAUAGCUCACUGAAUGGGAAGAGCCUUGAUGAGUUUUUUGGCCAUCUGGACUUGCUGUGUGGACCCGCACAUCUGGGUAUACUGUUGAGAAAACCAGACAAGAAGAAGGAGAAACCUUGCACCCAUCGUCAGACCCUGCUGGAGCAGCUGCACACUGAGACAGACCCUGCCAUGACCCUGCACCUAACCUGUGUGAUCCUCUUCCACAAGGUCACACAGGCAAUCCUGCACCUGCCAGGUCGCUGUGUACCCCUGGUACUCACAUUCCUCAAGAACCACUUGGAGCCAGAGAAGUUUCAGGAAUUAAUCAAUCUGCAAGUGCAUGUAAUGUUGGGCUGGGAGUCGGAGGGGGAGACAGGAGACCUGCUGACGGCUCUACUGGAGGGCAGAUAUGCCUCUGUGGGGUCUCUACGAGACCUAGUCAUAGCCCGAUUACAAAGCAAGCAGGCUGCUGGGGAGGGGGACUCAGGUGACCUUGAAGACAGCAUUCAGAAAGUCAAGGUCAUUGCUGUGGAAACAAAGAAGUCUAUAAGCAAGGGAGCAGCCAUGGAGGGAGUGACAGCUGAGGAGGACUGAGGCAUUGUGGGAAACCAAAACUUCCUAAUAGACCUACCAAACAGUGAUGUACUAAAUCAACAUGGGUUAUUAAAAUAGUGAUUAAAACACCUUCAGAGUUUUGAUAAUUUUUUAAGUUUUUUAUUUUUAAGGUACAAACAUGUUCAUAUAUGUUACUGACUUCAUAACUAAACCAUUAUUGAAUAUUAACAACAAAAUGGCAUGUGUGAAUUUAAAAAAAUGCUCAUAAUAAUCUUAACCCUUUGCAUGCUGGGAAAUUUGUUGUCUGCUAAAAUGUCGUCUGCAGAAUUUCUAAAAUAGCAUUUUCUUCGAUUUUUUUUUCAAAGAAUACUAUCAUAAUAGCAAGCAGUUUGGAUCCAGAUGAGACGCCACGUUCUGUGGCGUCUCAUCUGGAUCCAAACUGUUUGCAAAGGCCAUUAAAAUUCGGUUCCCGCACUGAAAGGGUUAAAGAAUGUGCUGCAAAACCACACUGACACUCUCGAUUAAAAGCUUCUAUUAUGAUUUAUUUGUUUUUCAGUAAAUAAAACAAGUUUAUUAAAUGGUUUUACAUUUAUUUUUGAAUUGUAUGUAAUUAUUAUUUAUAAACAUUUGUACAGCAAAACAAUGUUUUUAAGGUGGGGAAUAAAUUGUUAACAUUCA